UCUCUCUCUCCUUUUUCUCUCCAGCCUGUUUGAAAGUCUCCGCCAGACUCCGGCUCCGGCUCGCUGGAUGGCGGAAGGGACAGCGAGCAGCGCGCCUCCAGCUCCCGCUCUGCCCCUCACUGCUCUCGGCUGAAGCUCGGCUCCUCCUCCGCCGCUGCUGCCGCCGCUGCUCCGUGGACUACCGCGCUCCUCCGCUCUCGUUUUUCUCCGAUUUCUCCAGGUUUUUUUUCCACACGGACUGCUCGCCUUUGCCGUCGUGUUUCUCCAUCUGGAGGACUAUCUGCGCCGACUGAGAGAGAAAGAGGGAGAGAGAGAGCUUGUUUUUUGCUUCUGGAGAAAGAAAGAGAGAAAAGAGAGAGAAAAAAAAAACAACUGUUUCCUGCCUCCUUCCUCUCCAACUCUCUCUCUCACACUCUCUCCCCAACUGGGGGGGGGACAUUCCUCCGCUUUUCCCCGCGGAAAGAAAGAGAAACACAAAACAAAACAUUGUAACUUUGUGUUUUUUGCUGUUCUUUUUUUUUCAUCUUCUUUUUUUUUACUCUCGUUUAUUCCCGUCGUUCCUCCUCCUCCUGUUCCUCCAGCAGACGGAUAACUCUGUCAACAGUUGCUCUGCUGCCAGCCCUCCAUGUGCGGUGGGACAUGCGGAGGCUACUGCAACCGCGCUGUUGGCGGAUUCUGUCCUUCGUCUUGUCCGCCUGCCUGCUCCUCUGGGCGGACUGCCACCCCGCUUUGUCUGAAGGUGAUCAGGCAGGUCAGCAUGACUGGGCGAUGGGGGACCGGCGCCGCCGAGCUGCAGAGGAGUCCUACUGGGCGUACUCAGGUGCGUACGGUCCGGAGACGGGAUGGGCCACGGCGUAUCCGGAAUGCCAGGAGAGGAACCAAUCACCAAUCAAUAUAGCCGACCAGGAUACCAAAGUGUCCAUGGAGUACCAGGAGCUCACGCUGGACGGCUUCGAGACCGAGUCGUCCAACAAAACAUCAAUGAAGAACACGGGGAAGACCGUGGCCAUCCUUCUGAAGGACGAUUACUUUGUGCGAGGGGCCGGCUUGCCUGGACGUUUUAAGGCUGAGAAGGUGGAGUUCCACUGGGGCCAGAGCAACGGUUCAGACGGCUCGGAGCACAGCAUCAACGGCAGGCGGUUCCCCGUGGAGAUGCAGAUCUACAUGUAUAACUCAGAUGAUUUUGACAGCCUUAACGCAGCCAUCAGGGAGAAGCGAGUAAUCGCCGCCAUGGCAGUCUUCUUUCAGGUUGGGCAGAAGGACAAUCCAGCAGUCGACCCAAUAAUCCAUGGGUUAAGAGGAGUCGUGCAUCAUGAGAAAGAAACGUUUCUGGAGCCCUUUGUGCUGCGGGACCUGCUGCCCUCAAAUAUCGGGAGCUACUACCGCUAUGUGGGCUCUCUGACCACACCCCCCUGCAGUAAGGUGGUGGAGUGGAUCGUCUUCAGCCGGCCUGUUUUCCUUUCCUACAAACAGUUGGAGGCCUUCUACUCCAUCUUUACCACAGAACAGCAGGAUCAUGUGAAGUCAGUGGAGUACCUGCGGAACAACUUUCGCCCACUGCAGAGCCUAGACAACCGGGAGGUGUUCAAAUCCGCAGUUAAAGAUGCCUGGCUGCCAUAUCUGACCGACCCGUACGGCACUGAGGCCUCGAAAGCCUGCAGCAGCGCUCCUAUAAACAUGAAAGUGCUCCCACUGAACAGAACGGCCCUGGUCGUCAGGUGGUCCCGCCCAGAAAUCACCUACGACCCCCCCAUCGUCAGCUACCUCAUCAGCUACAGCUGGACCAAAAAUGAUGAGGCUUAUGAGGAGACCUUUGUGAAAGGCAGCGACCAGAAACUGGAGGCUGUUAUCAAGCCAGUUUCGCCAGAUGUGCUGUACUUGUUCCGGGUCCAGGCCGUGUGUAUGAACGACAAGCGCAGUGACUUCAGCCAGAGCAUGCUGUUCAGAGCGAACACCACCCGAAUAUUUGAGGGGACAAGGAUAGUGAAGACAGGCAUGCCGACGGUCUCUCCUGCCUCCUCGGCUGAUAUGGCUCCUAUCAGCUCCGGCUCGUCCACAUGGACCUCCUCGGGCCUGCCCUUCUCUUUCGUCUCCAUGGCGACGGGCAUCGGCCCCUCCUCCAGUGGAAGUCAGGCCACCGUGGCGUCGGUGGUGACCAGCACGCUGCUGGCCGGGCUGGGCUUCAGCGGCGGAGUCAUAUCCUCCUUCCCCAGCUCAGUGUGGCCCACCACCAGACCCCCACCCUCCACCCCCAGCACCUCCUCCUCCGCCCGCCCGGCGGCCAGUCCCGUCACCUCUGACCCCGAACCCGCCUCAGAGCCCACCAGCGCCAAGGCCGAGAAAGAGGGGUCAGAAGAUGGAGGAGAGAAGAGUGGAAAAGGAGAGGGAGAGGAGGGCGAGCGAGACGGUGAAGAAGAGGAGGAUGAAGAAGAGGAGAAGGAGAAGGUGAAGAACGCUCCGGAUGACGUGGAGGCUCAAGGGAACUCCACGGUUACUAAAGAUCCUCCCACGGCAACACCCGACUCCACCGCUAAGGAGAAAGGAAGGAGAGUAAAGGUGGAGAACAGCACUACUCCAUCUACCAUUCCAGAGGAGCAGGUGGAGAUGUACACGGAGGGAUAUAGAACAGAGGAGACCACUGUGACCCCGAGUACACAGCCGGGGAACACGGGGAACGAGAGUGUGGUGAUUCGACAGCCCCCGGAGAGCCCACCACAUGGCGGCAAAGCUGACGGAGGAGACAGGAUUCAGUGGCCUUUCUCCAUCCAUACAGAGCGGACCAUCAUCUCCAGCAUGCGUCCGGUUCCAGGCACAGGCCGGAUGGAGUGGAUCAUUCCUCUGGUGGUGGUGUCUGCUCUCACCUUCCUCUGCCUCGUCCUGCUGCUGGCUGUACUCGUCUACUGGAGGAGGUGUUUCCAGACGGCUCAUUUCUAUGUGGAGGACAGCAGCUCUCCCCGAGUGGUUCCCAAUGAGAGCAUCCCAGUCAUCCCCAUCCCAGAUGACAUGGAGGCCAUCUCUGUCAAACAGUUCAUCAAGCACAUAUCGGAACUGUACUCCAACAACCAGCAUGGAUUCUCUGAAGACUUUGAGGAAGUGCAGCGUUGCACAGCGGAUAUGAAGAUCACGUCGGAACAUUCAAAUCACCCAGACAACAAGCACAAGAACAGAUAUAUCAACAUUGUGGCAUAUGAUCACAGUCGAGUGAAGCUAAGACCAUUAGCUGGAAAGGACUCCAAACACAGCGAUUACAUCAAUGCUAACUAUGUGGAUGGUUAUAACAAGCCCAAGGCGUACAUUGCUGCACAGGGUCCACUUAAGUCCACGUUCGAGGACUUCUGGAGGAUGGUGUGGGAGCAGAACACGAGUAUCAUCGUGAUGAUCACCAACCUGGUGGAGAAAGGACGGAGGAAAUGUGACCAGUACUGGCCGACGGAAAACAGCGAGGAGUACGGUAACAUCGUGGUGACACUGAAAUGCAGUAAAGUCCACGCCUGCUACACAGUCCGCCGCUUCACCGUCCGCAACACCAAAGUCAAGAAGGGUCAGAAGGGCAGCGUAAAGAGUCGUCAGUGUGAACGCACAGUGAUUCAGUAUCACUACACACAGUGGCCUGAUAUGGGCGUUCCUGAAUACACACUGCCCGUCCUCACCUUCGUCAGGAGAUCUUCUGCAGCACAGACGCACGAGAUGGGUCCCAUGCUUGUGCACUGCAGUGCUGGUGUGGGCAGGACAGGAACGUACAUCGUGAUUGACAGCAUGCUGCAGCAGAUUAAGGAUAAAGGCUCAGUGAACGUGCUGGGAUUCCUUAAACACAUUCGCACGCAGAGAAACUACCUGGUUCAAACUGAGGAGCAGUAUGUCUUUAUCCAUGAUGCCUUGCUGGAGGCCAUUCUGGGGAAGGAGACAGAAGUGUUGUCCAGUCAGUUGCACAGCUACGUCAACAGCAUCCUCACACCCAGCCACAGCGGCAAGACACGGCUAGAAAAGCAGUUCAAGCUGGUGACCCAGUGUAACGCCAGGUUUGCGGAGUGUUUCAGUGCGCAGAAAGAGUGCAACAAAGAGAAGAACCGCAACUCCUCAGUAGUUCCAUCGGAGAGAGCACGUGUGGGCCUUGCUCCUCUACCUGGAAUGAAAGGCACAGACUACAUCAACGCCUCUUACAUCAUGGGAUACUACCGCAGCAACGAGUUCAUCAUCACCCAGCAUCCUCUGCCUCACACCACUAAAGACUUCUGGAGGAUGAUCUGGGACCACAACGCUCAGAUCAUCGUCAUGCUGCCUGACAACCAGGGGCUGGCUGAGGAUGAGUUUGUUUACUGGCCGAGUCGAGAAGAAGCCAUGAACUGUGAGGCCUUCACUGUCACGCUCAUUAGCAAAGACAGACUCUGCCUGUCCAAUGAGGAGCAGAUCAUCAUCCACGACUUCAUCCUGGAGGCUACACAGGACGACUACGUGCUGGAGGUGCGUCAUUUUCAGUGCCCGAAAUGGCCCAACCCGGACGCCCCCAUCAGCAGCACCUUCGAGCUCAUCAACAUCAUCAAAGAGGAGGCCAUGACCCGAGACGGCCCCACCAUAGUGCACGAUGAGUUCGGAGCGGUAUCCGCUGGCAUGUUCUGUGCUCUCACCACACUGAGUCAGCAGCUGGAGAACGAAAGCGCUGUUGGCGUCUAUCAGGUGGCCAAGAUGAUCAACCUCAUGAGACCUGGUGUCUUCACCGACAUGGAGCAGUACCAGUACCUUUACAAAGCUAUGCUUAGUCUGGUCAGCACUAAAGAGAACGGAGCCGGCCCCUUGUCCAUAGACAGGAACGGCAGCCUGGCCCUGUCUGACGAAUCGGACCCCGCCGAGAGCAUGGAGUCUCUCGUGUGAAGCUCCGGGACGAAAGGACGCCAAGAGGCACUUAAUUUCCUUUGUAAAACUUCAAGGACUAUGACAGACUUUUUCUGAGGCCUUUUUUGCCAGAACUUGGUUAAAUGAAUAACCUGAUUACUUUUUUACACUGAUAAAAAGUUUUUGAUAUUUAUUUUUUCGCCAUUUUAUGUCUUAAUGUUAUCCUACUGAACAUUUGCACCUCUGUUUUUGAGUUCACGACAAAGGAAAAGAAAAAAAAAAACAGCAACAACACACACUUCUGUCUAGUUUGCACUAUGAAAAUAUCAGUGUUACUGCCUACUUCAGUCCUUUUCUCUCUCACUCUUUCUCUCUUACUCUGUAUCACUUUGUCCUUAUCUUUCUCUCUCUCUCUCUCUUUUUCUUUCUCUCUCUUUUUUUCUCUUACUGCACCCAGGUUUCAACAUUCCAUUAUGAAGCUCCACUCGACAGCUUGGAAAUAAAUAUGAGACUCAUAGAGCCUCAUAGAGUCUCAUAGAGUCUCACAGAUCCCAAAUCCAAAAUCGCUACAUACACAUACGUAUAGUGUAUACACAAACAGCAGACCAUUAGCCUUAGCGCUAACGUCAAGCAAUACGGAUUUCUAUGCUAAAUUUUGACUCCCGCACCCCGAACCACAAAACAACGUCUCUCUUUAUGCAUCCAUGUAGCCUGUUAGACUCAUAUUUACUCUCUGCAGGUGAUAUUAAAACAGCUACUGUGAACGUCAUUCUUUUAUAUUUUGUUUUUUUUUAUUUUUACUUUAUUACGAUUCAUAUUAUGCUUUUAAUAUAUAUGAAUAUAUCGUAUCUCAUUAUUAAAACUUGUGGUUUUGUAAAUGUUAACUGUCACAAGCAACCAGUUCGACUCCUUCUAGGCUUGAUUGAAAGAUUACCUACACUUACACGUGCGAGUGAAGUCCGCCGGUCCAGACCGUACCCGUAUCUCGCUAUCCCUAGCGCCCUCUGCUGGUGGUCAUGGUUUCUUUAGGAUUCUUUAUGCUGCAAACUGCUGCUAAAUACUUUUAAUACGUUUAAUGGUAUGAAGAAGGUGGUGAUUGGAGUUAAGCUUUGGUUAAGUGGUUGGUUAAUAACCUAGAUAGCAUGUCCAUGUGGGGCCUGAAUAGAUCCAUAGAUCCAUGGAUUCCAUGUGGGUCUGACAUACAGUAUGAUGACUUGGGUAUCAGUGAUGGGUCCAGUGCCAGGAGGGGUUAAAUUUGGGGCCCAUCUAAACGUUGUACCCUGCACAUAGUGGGGGUUAGAUGGGAUUAAUGUGGGUUGUAUUGAUGGAGCCCAAUUAGAUGCCAGUGACAACACACUAGAACCCACCUGGAACCCACCAGGAACCAACCAGGAACCCACUUAACCUACGUUUUACCCAUGUGACCCCACAUGAGCAUGUUACCUGGACAGUUGAAUUCUAUUCCUUGUCUCCAACGUCUCUAUUCCUGGUCUCCUCAUCACUGUGGUCUCCGUCAUCGUUGAUAUUCCAGUCAGGUCUCUAUGCCUUUUGUACAGUCUGAUCUCAGAUCUCAAAUCUCAUCUCUGAUUGGUCUAAGUGUGUGUGUCCUGUGUGGUGCCGAGUGGUUUUAAACCUGUGAUGAUGAUGACGCUGAUGAUGAUGAUGAUGAUGAUGAUUAUACACUCAUCAUGAAACAAAAAAAAAAUGUUGCACCCAGAAGAAAGUGUCAGAUUGAAAUUUAAUUUGGAAGAAAGAUAAAAAAAGUUUACAUUCAGACUGAUAUGAGCAAUAUUUAUUCUGAUGUCUCGACAUAGACAUGAAGUUGUCAGUGAGGUUCCUAAUGGUGUCCUGCUAUAAUCCACCCUAUGCAGCUUGAAUAUUCUCACACAGUUCAUGCAGAUUUUUGGUAGGAUAGGGAUGGUAGGGUUGGUGUAGGAGUUUUGAUGGCACGUCCAAUAGCAUCCCAUAUAUUUUCAGUUGUGGAUUCAAGGCAUGCUCUUAAGAUGGCGGCAUCAGCAGUUUUUGGACGAGCCUUGUCCUGGUGAAAUUGUGAAACCUGGGAAGUGUGUCUUUAGGAAACGUAGACCCACCCACUGGUUCCAGGACUUUACAUAAUUAACGUAACCUUGGGAUGUCAAAGUGCCUGUAAUGAAAACCAAGGCCCAAUCCCAUUUCACCCCUUAGCACUACCACUUACUCAUACCCCUUCUUUUUGAGUGUAACCUUUCUUUUGGAACAGAGUUAAGGGGAAGAGGUGAAAUCCUCCCCCUAAGAAUUGGGACAACUCUUCAAGCACCAGAUACAUCAUUAGGAGUGCUGAAGUUAACAGAAAGGGGAGAGGUGGUGCAAAAAUGAAUUAUUAUUGUCCAUUCCUUAAUUCCUCUGUGAUGGGGAGCUGAAAUUAGCUUUGAUUAGCUUUUAUUUUAUUUAAUUUUUCCAUUCCACCUUAAAAGCUGCAGCCCCUGCCAUCUGUUGCACCAUUUAAGGUGGAAUGGGGGGUUAGCUAGCUCAGUGUUUCUCAACCAGGGUGCCGCGGCACCCUGGGGUGCCGUCUGGCUUCAUCGGGGGUGCCGUCAAAAUAUUGCGCCUCCCGUGCAUAUUUCCUUUCCAGAGUCAACUCGUGUCGGGGUGUGUCCCAAUUCACAGGCAGCAUACUCUGAAGGAUGCGACCCACAGAGGCGGUGUAUUACUGCGCAGCUGUGACGCAAUCUGUCUUCGAAUACAGUGUAGCAGAGUAUUUCACUCAUUUGAAAAGUCAGCAGGUUUCGCGCUAAUCGCGCUAAUUGUGACGCGCUAUUUUAUUUCAUAUUCCGCCAGCAACACCCCUCGUUCUCACCUGAAGUACUGCGCCAGCACCACCAGACCCCCCCGCCCCCCGCGUAAACUGGGGUGCCUUGACAUCUCGCAUAUAUUUAAAGGGUGUCCUGAUAGAAAAAAGGUUGAGAAAUGCUGAGCUAGCUAGCUAGCUAGCUACUGAGACAAACUACUAGCGAUCUAUAUUAUGCUUGUUAUAAAGAAUUCGGCCAGAAAACAUUGAAACUACACAUUAAACUAUGGUAAUGUAGCGCUAAUCAUCAUUUUUAACAAAAAAAAAACUAUACCAUUGUGGGUUUCUUUGGUCGCUUCGUCCUCCAUCUUACCAGUGAUUCUCAUACCCCCUCGGUUUGAAGUGUGCAUCUGAAAAAAAUAUCUGUAUGAAGGGCUAACAAGCCCUAUCCCUUUCCCUAACCUACCCCUCCAGCCUAACAAAAAUCGGGACACCCUACCCCUUGGCGUGCACAUGCAAAACAUAGGGGUAGGGGUAAGUGGUAGGGACAAGGGGUUAAAUGGGAUUGGGAGUUUCCCCCAUAUCAGCCUAAUUUUUAAUCAUUUAUUGUUCUUGGUCACUUUUUCCUUCCUUCCCAAUAGCAUUGCAAUCUGACACUUCCUUUUAGGUGCAACUCGUUUUUUUCUGUUUGUUUUUUUUAAUCUGGUGAGCAUCUCCAGACGAAACCUCAACCCUCACCCCAACCUCACCUCACCCAGUCCAAGCUGUUCCACUGACUUCCACUCGCUUCUGUACUCACUGUAUCACUCGUACCACAACUCAAACCCUGUGCAGCUUUCCCUCACUCUCUCUCUCUCGCUCUCUCUUUCUCUCUCUCUCUCUCUUUUCCCAUCCUCCACAGACAGCACAAUGGCCUUGUUACCACACCUUCUGCCCCAACACCUGCAGAAGGGACAUUGAUUGAUUUGUAAAGUUUUACCAAAGACUUCUCCGCUCCUCUGCUCAUCACUCGUUCACUCUUUCACUAGUUCACUCGCUCACUCGUCCACUCGUUCGCUCGCUUCUACAGCAGACAAAAAACACAAAACCUGUAAAACACAACAAACUGUAAAAGAGGAGGAUGCGUGUGUCCAUCAUUUGGUCAUUCGGAUGCAGAAUGUUCUUAAUGUGUGUGUGUGUGUGUGUGUGUUAGUGUGUGUUUUAGUGUGAUUGUGUGUGUGUCAGGGAAUGAAUUAUGAGCAAAAAUUCACAGCAAAUUUUAAAUUAGAAUUUAGCACUUAUCCUCCAAUCGGAAACAUAAGGAACAUGAAGAACAUGAUGAAUGGUGCUACAAAUGUUUUUUAGGGUGAUGCCAUAGACAAACCACCAUAGAGAACCAUGUUUUAAAGGAAAUUCUGGAACAAGUGCGAAGAACCACCUCUAAAACUGACAGCUUCACAUCUCUACACUGGCAUGCCAAAAGUCAUGGGACAGCAGAAUGUAAGCAGAUGAUGUUUACAUUUACAUUUAUCACAGAGGUGGACCAAUCUAGUGUUAGGAGUCUUGCCAAAGGACUCUCAUUGGUGUAGCGCAGCAUUCAGUCACCCAGACCAGGAAUUGAACCCCAGUCUGCCCUCACAUGAAAUGAUACCUUAGUGAACAGCUUGGGAAUGCCCAGACCUGUAUGUAUUUAUAUAAGUUGUGAGGUGUUAUCUUGUAAGUGAGGUUAAACACCGGCCAUUGUGCUCAUAGAAAAGCGGUGUGGGUUUGGAGCAAGGUUGAGCUGAUAGUGGGCGCCGAUGGAUGAACAUUCUGAACAUUCCCGAAGUUCGGAAGUGUGAACAUUUCUUAAAUGUGCCCCAGGAAUACGGCAUAGAAGACAAUAGUUACCACCCACUGUGAACAGCCCAGUGCAGUGGUUUGUAAUGAUUGUGAUCGGCGACUUCUGGCUAGAAUUGUCCAUGCGCACAGACAAAAAACUGUCCCAUGAUUUGUGGCAUGCCAGUGUUUUACUAAACCACAGAACUACAAAUGGUUCUUCUAUGGCAUCGCUCAAAUAACCCCUCGUUGCACCACUAAUUUUAAAAGUGUACUUUUUCUAGGAUAAAAAAAUGCAAUCUCCAUUGUAUCUCCAAUUUGUGCAGGAUGAACCAAUAGAAAUGUUUUUUUUUUUUUUUACAUUGACUUCCAAGGAAAGAUAAGUAACAUUUUGUUUUGUUUUUUCUCUGAUGAAGUUUUGAGAAUUUUGGAGAUACAAGAAUUUUGACGCUACAUAAAAAGAUGGUCGGGAUUGUAAUUGUGAUUUUGGAUGUUGGAUUUUGGAUGUGAGGUUUUGUGUGUUUAAUGCCACAUAUUUGAACCAAUGAAGAGAAGCUCUGGCCCUGUUGGAUAUGUCCCGGUUCUUCUCGGAAAAGUUGGAAAUAUGAAUGAACUGGAAACUUUCCAGCUUUCCAGGGGUCAUUUCCUUUUGCCUCGAGAUGCUGAAAAUGUAUUUGUUUUUUUUUUUCCUUCAAGCGAGAAGAAUGCAUUCCUGCUUCUGCUCUUUUUUGCCCUGUUGCUCAUCUUCCAUUCAAACCUAUAAACUGUUCUAUACCGUAUGGCUAUGCUGCAAUUUUAAUUACUAUUUUGCAAACAUGAAUUAAUUACUAUUAUUAUUAUUAUUAUUUCCCCUUGUUUUAUUUUUAUUUUAUUUUUUUCCUUUGAAUGUACAUACUUUUCUUGCUUGUCUACUCACCCACCGGUUCUCUGAAUACUUUGUACCUGGUUGUAUGAUCAAAGAAUUUUAUUUUCAUAUAUAAAACUGUUUCCGUUCCACUGUCAGCUCCCUGAAAGGUGUGUAUUUGAGUGUGUGUACGUUUGUGUAUGUGGGGUAAGGGGGAGUGUAUAAAAAAAUAAAAAAUAAGCCAAUGGUCCGUUCACCGAGUGACUGACAUCACAUUCCUCACAAUUCCCAUGCCACCCAUACCACCACACCAGGCAGUGAUUGUGAUAUUCUCUUAUUCUCUCUCUUUUUGGUCUCUUCUUUUCGUUUUUUUGUUCCGUUUUCCUUUAAAAGAGGAUUUUUUGUCGUUAAUUUUCUGUGUCCGAUUCUGUUGUGCGAGGGUGUCAUAGGAUAGCUCUUGUAAGCCACUGAUUAAGUUCCUCCCAUUGACUUGUUCCAAGCAGGUGGGUGUCAACAUCACAGCCUCUUUUUGUAAUCUGGAAUAACACAAAACGAAGGAAAAUGUGUUUUUUCUUUUUCUUCUUGUUUUGUUGAAAGCUAUAUCAAAGCAUUCUAUUAUAGUGUUAUUUAAUAUGUAAAUUGUAUUGCUAUACAUAAAAUAAAAUAUGGGUUUUGAUGUACUUUAAGCAUA
Molecule: messenger RNA, 10929 nt
Organism: Astyanax mexicanus (Mexican tetra)
Lineage: Eukaryota; Metazoa; Chordata; Actinopteri; Characiformes; Acestrorhamphidae
Gene: ptprga
Product: protein tyrosine phosphatase receptor type Ga
Exons: 30
Coding region: 640-4869 (1409 amino acids)
Biological process (GO): protein dephosphorylation
Molecular function (GO): protein tyrosine phosphatase activity; protein binding
Source: RefSeq, a predicted model, not a curated record